ACGUUCAUAAAGUUGGCUUCAAAUUCGGAUUCGGAUUCCAGCACAACAUUCGUGGAAAAAAUGACAAAAACGGACCCCUCAGAAUCGAUUUAAAUUAACAGGAUAGAUAGAGUAGGACAUGCUCAUUAUGAAAAUAAAUUAUCUAGGCUUGGCACCCACUAAGAACUGAGGAAGCUUAGGUCAAAGUUCAAGGUCAUUCUCGGCGGACCCUUUAGAUUCUCGUAAAAAUUCGUACAACUAUAGUCCAUGAAGAGCUGAUUUCAAAAAUACCACUUUCUUACUUUGGCAAGCAGCACAAACUGAUAUAUAAAUAGGUCAAAGGUCAGAAUCAAGGUCACGUAUGUGUAAUACAGGAAGUGGAAGUGACCACGUGGCCAGGAUGCCGGCGGCGGCGACGACAGUGCGCCGGCGCACAUCUCUAUGGAGGUGGACACGGCGACCCGUGGGCGACCGCCGCUGCCGCGGUUUGCUACAGGUGGCCAUGGCCACUAAUCUGUCACGAACUUCUGGCAGUGAACGCCAGUCGGUUCUCGGAUGUGAGGACGCGCCCUUCGAAUCAAGUGACGGAGAUGCACCGUGUGACAGUGUGCGUUUUCCGGGCGAGUUCGUUGCGCUGUGUGCCGGUCGUGCGCGGGACUGGUACCACCCGUCGUUCCACCAGUUCUCAGUGCUGCAGCGCGCCGUGCGCGAUCUCAGUGCCGCCGUCAAGGAGACUGUGCGCCGCGAGCUGCCGCCCGAGGACCUGCCGGCGCUGACCCGGCUGGAGCCGCUGGCUGACGGCGCGCUGUCGCUGCGUCCGCCGACCCUGCGCCGGCCGCGCCGGGAGGACCCAGCUGCAGCAGCUGCAGUUCAUAGCCUGAUUUAUUUAGCUUAAUCUAUUUAUAUUAAUCGUAUUGCCACCAUUAACCUGACUCCUGACUCGUGAUUGUGGUUGCCUCAGUUGUAGGCCUUAAGUGCACCGCAUUUUGACAGGUCUCGACGUGGCGACCUCGGAGCCAGCGUGUUGGGUCUCGACUUCCCGCCACUCACCGGCGGACCUUUCCGCUUCGUGGACUGUAUCGGUCCCGCACAGCUAGUCAAGGACAUGGAGCGCUUUGCCGUCGUCAGUGGCGUCGGCUUCGAGCCGUGCCUGACCGUGCACUACCAGGCCGCUAGCGGCACCAAGUUCUGUUCGGCCGGGCCUCGUGUAAUGCCCACAUGUGAUGACCGAGUGUAUACGCAUGUGAAGCCGCUCCGCGUGUGUGCCAGCGCUGGGCGUGUUCAGUUUCAAAGUAAAUAUAGAACCUGGUGAUCAA
Molecule: messenger RNA, 1295 nt
Organism: Amphibalanus amphitrite
Lineage: Eukaryota; Metazoa; Arthropoda; Thecostraca; Balanomorpha; Balanidae
Exons: 2
Coding region: 341-874 (177 amino acids)
Source: RefSeq, a predicted model, not a curated record